Messenger RNA from Mugil cephalus (flathead mullet), 3308 nucleotides. It is a transcript of the gene ccpg1, whose product is annotated as cell cycle progression 1. The transcript is spliced from 11 exons. NCBI's taxonomy places the organism in Eukaryota, Metazoa, Chordata, Actinopteri, Mugiliformes, Mugilidae. The record is from RefSeq and is a predicted model, not a curated record. Bases 123 to 2699 code for a protein of 858 amino acids. Gene Ontology annotation, cellular component: membrane.
GUCUUUGACGUGUUUUUUUUUUUUAUAAAGUCAUCCAGGGCAUACUGCAAUAACAGAGGGGUUUUUGCAAACAGCUGCUACAUCGCUUGUCACAAAAACGUGAACUCCUCUGGCUGACAGAAAUGUCAGAGACGUCAAGUGACGCAGAGUCGUCUUGUGGCUGGACCAUCAUUAGUAAUGAGGGUUCAGAUAUCGAGACUCUGGGGUCUGAGGCGGCAGUGGAAUAUGAGGCCGAGCUGUUAGAGCGACCUCCAGAGGAAGAUAAGGAUCUGCAUGACGCACAGGCCUCAACAUCUGGUGCUGUGUGUGUUGAAGAGAAGUCUGUUGAUUCACUUGACAAUACUCUGGGAGAACAAACCUUAGUUGAGACACUGGACACUUCAGAGGUUGCAAACCUGCCAGUGUCCUUUAGUGAUCACUCUGACAUUGUGACUCUGGGAGACUUGAAGGAUGAUGAUCAUGCUGAAGUGGCAGAGGAGGCAGCAGCCAAUGAGUUUUACCUCGGCACCUCCUCCAGCAGCCAGUAUGCCUUCAUUGCUGCAGAGACCGGUUUGUUGUUGAGUUACUGGAAACUUCCACAGAGUCUGGUGAACUUAAGCCACCACCUGAGAAGUCAGCUCACUGGAGUCCGCUCUUUUCCAGCUUUGUCAGUGCAGCAGACAGCUGUGACGCACUCGAGCAGCAGCGAGGACGAGGCUGGACCAAGCAGCGGUACUGUCAUAAGAAGACGGAGGUUGAGGAAGAAUACCACGGGGUCUAUCACGAAUGUCGUGACAGACCCAGAGGAUGAGGUGGUGCUGGAAUCACACCCAAGUGACGAGGAGAAAGAUGAGAAGCCCAGAGAAAAGGAGCAGCAGCAGCAGCAUGAGGAGGCGGAGGAGGAGACUGAAGUUAGACCAGCUGCUAUGGAUGGCCGAAUGAAAGGCCAGGCCAGCAGCAUCCUCAACAGAUGUAUCCUGCUCACCCUGGUCAUAGCCAUCAGCAUGGCCUUUGGUCACUUCUACGGCACAGCCCAGAUUCAAGAAAGACUAAAGAGUGUGGAGAACAUCAGAGGGAAUGAGCUUGAUAGUGUGAGAGAUCUGCUUCAUAAAAACCAGGACCUGAGUGAUGACUUUGGCCUGGAUGAUGUGGAUGAACAGAAAGUUAUUUCAUUGCUGACUGAGGUGAUUGAGAAGAUGAGGAAAGAGAACCAGGAGCUCAACAUGAGACAGGUUUACAUUCAGGCUCAGAGAGACGACCUGGAAGUGCUGCUGAAACAGAAGUCUGAGGAGAAGACUAACACCGAGUCUGAGCAGCAGAGGUUGACAGCUGAAAACCAGCUGCUGAAAAGCUCGCUGGAACGGGAAGAAAAAUCUUUGUCUGCCUUACAGCAGGAGCUGAGUAACCUGCGCUCUAAGAUCAGAGAUCUGGAGGCGAUGGGAUCUGGAGCCGACUCACUGCUGUCAGAAAACCAGAGGCUGAAAGAGCAGCUGGAGGAGGAGAAGCAGCUCAUCAGAAACUUCCAGGGCCAGAGGGAAGACAUGAUGGUUGAAGCACAGAUGCUCAGAAAUAAGCUUGACAAAGAGAGGAAAGUGACAGAUGAGCUGAGGAGAGAGCUGAAUCGUCUGAGAAGCCAGGAAGCCAGUCCAGAGGCUGAAGAGCUGCAGUCACGUCUGAUGAACCUGGAGAAGAGGCUGAGCUUUGAGCAGCAGCGCUCUGACCUGUGGGAGAGGCUGUAUGUGGAAACCAAAGAUGAGAGAGCCAAAGGAGACACGGAGCCCAAAGUGAAAAAAACAAAAGAACGCAUGUCACAGAGAGUGAAAGAGACAUUCGAUGCAGUGAAGAACUCCACCAAGGAGUUUGUCCACCACCACAAAGAGCAGAUUAAGAAAGCCAAGGAGGCUGUGAAGGAGAACCUCAGGAAGUUUUCUGAUUCUGUCAAAUCAACUUUCAGACACUUCAAGGAUUCGGCCUCAACCUUCAUCAACAAAGCCAGAGGUUAUUACAAAAAAAGAUCCGAUGAGAAUCCUACCAAGGAGUCACGGCAGCACGGAUCCCACAAGCCUCAUCACAGACACAAACCUGACUCCUUCCACGGCGGCCACAACACACGGAAAUCAGGAGAGAAAGUCCACGAGGAAAAAGAACGAGGACAAAACAGUCACAAAGCCAACACGAAGGGAUGCUCCGGGGUUUUUGAAUGUGCCUACCUGGAGUCUAUGAGUCUCUUCAACGUAGGCAUGGAGCCAAUCAGAGCGAAGGAUUUUUACCAGCUGCUGCAGAACUACCUGCAACAGGAGGUCCACCACUUCCAUCACUGGAAAGACCUGGAGAUGUUUCUCAACAGCUUUUUCCACAAUGGGCUGUUCAUCCACGACCAGAUGCUGUUCACAGACUUUGUGAGCGGUGUUGAAAACUAUCUGGCAGACAUGCACGAGUAUCACAGCCUGGAUGACGAUGUGUUUGGAGAUCUUGAUGACUACAUCUACACACACUACUUUGGAGAAGCGUACACAAAAAGUUACGGCCCGAGCGGGCCGUUUGAAAAGCCUGACUCAAAGGAGUCUUCAAGGGCGAAGAAUCACCAGCGUAAGCAGCAGGGGGCCAGGUCUCGAUCACACAGCGAACGUAAGUGGAGCCGAUCAGGAAGAAAUUCGGACAGACACAUGGCUGACGUCAAAAUAGAACUGGGCCCGAUGCCGUUCGACCCUAAAUAUUGAUAAUAUCUCAACUUAUUCAACAGUUUUUCUGCAAAGUUUAGGUUUUGGGUUGUAUUAGGUUGCUUGUCUUUGUAAGUUUGCACAAGGUUUUAAUUCUACUGAACAUCUGUGAGCUGUUUGGCGUAUGGCAAAGUAACUGUUAUUGGGUCUGAAUGGAAGAUGUGACAUGUCUUACGUCAGCCGCACAUUUGUAACCGCUGACACGUACAUGUUCAACUAAAGCACUUUGAUUUAAAAGUACACACAAAUACGGAGCAGGACACGUUAAUUGGAGACUCGACAUGCCGCAUAUUGUUUUAAUUUGCUGCUACAACGAUAGGUUAGUGUGACGUGGUUGUGAUUUUCUUUUAAAUGCCGUUUUCUAACAUUCCACCUCGAGCUUGAUUAAACUGGACCUGGCACUUUAACCUCAUUGAAAAGACUCAAAAAAUUACAGCGUUUUCAAAGGCAAUUCAGUUGUGGUUUUUCAUUUGACAUGUGAUAUUUAAAAAUGACAACAUCGGAGUUAAAAAUAUUUAUUUUAGUAGCAAACCCAUAUGAUCAGGUAAGAAAGUUGCCAUUGUUCCAGUGUUUGUUAGCGCCUUUCAUAAAUAAAGAUUUUUCCUCCAA